Syngnathoides biaculeatus (alligator pipefish) is the source of this 3570-nucleotide messenger RNA. Its product is annotated as ribonuclease inhibitor-like. Bases 2636 to 3169 code for a protein of 177 amino acids. Lineage: Eukaryota; Metazoa; Chordata; Actinopteri; Syngnathiformes; Syngnathidae. The transcript is spliced from 4 exons. The record is from RefSeq and is a predicted model, not a curated record. Gene Ontology annotation, molecular function: protein binding.
GAAGAAUUUAAUCACUUAAUUGCCAGAGGGAAAAAAAUGGUUCGAAUGCCUGCUACUUUUGACUUUCAUCGAUCUGUAUCACUUUCCUGAUGGAAGGAGCUGGAAGAGUUGGUGACCAGAAUGUGGAGUGUCCGAAAAGAUCCUGCCUCCUCCGGACCUAGUUUGUGUUGUGUGCAAGUCCUCGAUAGUGGGUAGUGUGGUCCUGACAAUCCGUUCAGGGGUUUUGAUUGUCCGUUGUAGUCUGAGUUUAUCCUUUUUUGUGGCGGCCCCAAAUCAGACUGUGAUGGAGGUACACAGUACUGAUUGGAUAACUCCUGUGUAGAACUGCCUCAGCAGCUCCUGUGACAGGCUGUGCUUCCUCAGAAGCCCCAAGAAGUAUUUAGUUUGAGGAUGGAGUCGAUGUUUAUCUUACACUUCAGGUCCUCUGAGACUGUAAUUCCCAAGAACUUGAAAGCCUCGAUGGGUGACACAAGACAGUUGGACAGCGUCAGGGGCAGCUGUGGUCAAGGAUGCCUCCUGAAGUCCACAAUCACCUCCACAGUUUUUAGAGUGUUCAACGCCAAGUUGUGGUGACCACACCAAAGCUCCAGUCUCGCCACUUCUUGUCGAUACACAAACUCGUCGCCGUCUUUGAUGAGGCCAAUGACCGUGGUGUCAUUUACGAACUUCACCAGUUUGACAGUUUGAUGCUACAAGGUACAGUUGUUCAUGUAGAGCAAGAAGAGCAGAGGGGAGUGUACACAAGCUUAUGGUGCCCCAGUGCUGAUAGUGCACGUGGAUGAGGUGGUGCCCCCCAGUCUCACCUGCUGUGUCCUGCCCAUUGGGAAGUUGUAGAUCCACUGGGAGAUGGCAGGCGAGACGUUGACCUGGAGAAGUUUGGAGGUGAGGAGUUCAGGGAUGAUGGUGUUAAAGGGUUGUCGAGAGAGCUUCUACAAAAGAAAUGAUGUGUUGUGCCCGUGUGUACAGCGGCUGCGGUCCCGGAACUUAGGGCAGGAGAGCGUGGCAGAGUGCCUCACGGCGGCCCUCAAAUCCCGCUGCGUGACGAGCGCAUCUGAGCUCAAUUCACUGAAGUUCAUUGGUCAUGGUUUUUAAGUUGCAGGAGUCCUGUGUUUUUGUUUUUUUGGGCACACCUGCACAAAGCGUUGCGACUUCAGUUCUCGUACAGAAUCGGAGGUUGCAUAUCUGUUUAUAAGAAGAUUCUUGCCCAGAGGGAAAAAGAACCACAACAACGACUCAUAGUGCCAACCAGCAGAGGAACGGUAAAAUAAGCCCUAGUCCCUAUUAAUAAUUUCUUGUCUGUCCAACCUCAUAGAUUAAUCAUUAAAAUAUUUUUUAUCUAAAAACUUAGGGCUUAAAUCGCAAAACGCAUAUACCCGAUGCUGGACAAAGCAAAGAAAAUGGAUGGAGGGAUGUUUAUAUAUUUAUUUCUCAAAUAAAUAAUUUGGCCAUAAACCGGUUUUGAUCUUUGGUUUCAUUCUAGAAUACAGUAGUGUACUUUAUGAGCACUUUACAAACGAAGAUCUAUGAAGGUUUGAACUUUGAGUUUUUAAAAUAGAGAAUUGGGAGAAAAUGUUAAUGUCAGAAAACCUGAGUGUGUGGUUAGGGGUUUGACAGCGUUAAAACAAAUAAAUGAAAAUAACACUUCUUCUCCUCCUUUCAGCUUGUCCUGUAAAUGAAAAAACAUAUACUGUAAUUUCUUGCACAUAAUGUGUCCUGUUGUAUAAUCCACAUCCCCAAAAUCAGGAGAAAGGAUAACAAUGUAUGCUGCGCACCACCAAUUUGCUGCUAUCCAUAUACUCAAAAUAUUACGAAUUGUCUGUAUUUCUAUUUUGUACUUUUACUCUUUGUACUUGUGUUGUUUUAAAAAUAAUCUUCUGGACAACAAUCAUUAAUAGCUGCGAAGGACGAUCUGGGCGAAGUCUGCUGACGUGAAAUGUAGGGUGCACCCUCAUCGACCUGGGUAAUCUAUGUGAUACAGCGACCGGGUUAAUGAUUUUGGUGAUCGGGAACGGACCAACGAACCUGGGAGCAAGUUUGCAGGAUUCCAUCCGCAGCGGAAGAUCCCUAGUGGAGAGCCACAUCCGCUGCCCCACCCUGAGUUCUGGUGCGGCUCUAGAUGUUGCCCAUGCGCAGCAGCGUCCUCCGGGCCGCCUCUCAGGUCCGUUUGCAGCGCCGCACCACUGCCAGGGCCGACGGCACCGCAGAGUCUGUGGCCAAGGGGGGAAACAGAGAGGGGGGAUAGCCGUGCACAACGUGGAGUGGAGCCAUACCUGUUGAGGCGGAGGGUAGGGAGUUGUGGGUGUACUCUACCCAUUUGAGGUGCUGGCUCCACGUGCUCUGGUCCCUGGACGCCCAGCAUCGAAGCCCGGUCUCUAAUUCCUGAUUUACCCUCUCUGUUUGGCCGUUAGACUCCGGAUGAUGGCCCGAAGUUAGACUGGCCGAAGCCCCGAUGAGGGUGCAGAAUUCCUUCCAGAAGCGGGUGCUGAAUUGCGGGCCUCUGUCCGAGACGAUGUCCUGGGGGAACCCGUGAUAGCCGACGACCUCGUCCAAUACCAGCUGGGCUGUCUGCUUGGCUAACGGGAUCUUCGGAAGUGGCACGAAGUGAACCAUCUUGGAGAAUCGGUCCACCACAGACAUGUGGUUGGGAUUCUCUAAUCUGACCAGCAAGUGUUGUCCAGCCUUCGCAUCUAUACUGAGCACAGGAGAAUCAUAUCUGAGAGAGCUUGACCUGGGAUUCAACAACAUUACCGAUGCUGCAGUCAAGAUGCUUGUGAAGGGGAUGACAAGUCAAAACUGUAGAUUGGAAAAGCUCUGGCUACAUUGCUGUGGAUUGACUCCACAAGGGUGUCAAUACCGUGCCUUGAAAAUAGGUGUCACUCUGCGUGAGCUGGAUCUCAGCGGCAAUGAUUUAGGAGACAGCGGACUGAAGCAUCUUGCUAAUGGUUUGGAAUGUCUUGAAUGUCACCUAGAAGGACUUAAACUAAUAAACCGUGGCCUUGGCGCAAAAAGUGUUGCUUACCUGACUGGUGCCCGGAAGUCAAACCCAAAGUACUUCAAUGAGCUGUUACUGAUUGGCAACAAGUUGAGCGAUGCAGACACCAGACAGCUCGUUCAAGUAACAAAGAAUAAAAAGUAUGCAUUGGUUACAAGAGAUGUCUCAGAAGACUGAGAUGGCAAAGGUGGAUCACAAGGGAUCAUGUUUCCUCAUCAUACACGUUGCAUGGAAGUCAUUUGGUUGUCUAUGUUCACCUAAAAAUCCAUCCAGGCAUCAAUUUUCUGACCUGGUUAUCCUCACAAGGGUCACAGGAGUUCUGGAGCUGAUCCCAGUGAUAAGUGAACUCACCUUGGCUGAGAGCGUCUCCUUGUGGACAUACAACAAUGGUGAAAGCUUACAAGGAAGGUCUGAGCUAAUCACAGCUAAGAGGUGGCGUUUUGAAAACAGGUAGGCAACUCCAAAACUGAAGUGGAUAGAAGCACAUGGAUUGCGACAAUUGUUCAACUUUUUUCGUUUUCCUGCCAAGAUCACCUCAUGAUUGUUCGAGGCCUCGAAUAAACAUUUUAUCUGCUCAG